This is a messenger RNA of Stylonychia lemnae, 1041 nucleotides long. NCBI's taxonomy places the organism in Eukaryota, Ciliophora, Spirotrichea, Sporadotrichida, Oxytrichidae. The record is from the annotation of a GenBank genome assembly.
AUGGCAGACUUUGUUGCACCAUAAAUUUUGAAAAAUAAGUACAAAUUAGUAGGUUUAAUUGGAGGAGGAACUUUUGGAUAAGUGAUGCUCUAUGAACUCAAUUAGGAGUACUAUGCUGUUAAAUUUUUCAUUAGAGAAAGAUCAUCUCAAGACUACACAUACGAGAAAGUAAUGAUGAAGAAGCUAUUGAAAAUUAAAAAACGGAAUAAUCCCUAAGAUUAAUCUUGUUAGAUACCGGAGUUAAUUGACGAUGGAAUGAUUGAAAGUAAUUAUAGAAACAAAGGAACCGUCCAAUUUUUGAUAAUGCAGUAUAUUGAGUAUUCCACUUAUGAGUACUUAUCAAGCUAUCCAGACAAAGAAAAAGAUUUGUUUGUAGAAAUGGUGAUUUAGCUGAGAGAAUUUCAUAAGCUAGGCUAUAUUCACAAGGACAUUAAGCCAGAUAAUUUUAGAGUAAACAGAGAGGGUAAAGUUUUCUUUAUUGAUUUUGGAACAACAAAUAAAUUCAACCCAAAUUUGACAGCAACAAAAGAAGGAAGAAUCAAUAUUGAAUCUUCAUUUACAGCUUCAAAAUUUGUAAAUGCUGGUGCAUAUGCAAUGUAAAUUGAUGAGUUGAUAUCUGUACUAUAUUCCAUGAUAUUAAUCAAGGAGCCUAGUGGCAUUGAAUGGGAAAAUAAUGGAUUCUAUGUGCAAUUAGAUUAGGAGUAAAAAACUGCAAUUAUUGAUGCAAAGAAUAACUUUGAUUUAAGUCGAUUUAGAUAAAAAAUUUGCUAGAAAGCAGGAUAAUUAAUCAAAAAGCUUGAAAAUAUUAGAGAAAAUGACAUUGAUAUUUAACAUUCUAUUAACCCUGAUUAUGAUCAAGUUAUAAAUGAAAUAAAGUAAGUUUAUUCUAAAAUUCCUAUUGAAAAUCGUUAAUAAUAUCAGCAAAGAUAGCAAUUACCUGAGUUCCAAAAUCUUGAAUUAUAGGAAAUUAACAGAGGUAGAGAGAGGGAUGGGUUUUUUGCUGCUUUAGGUAGAUUUUUUAGAAUUAUAUUAGGAAUGUGA